Coccomyxa subellipsoidea C-169 is the source of this 1287-nucleotide messenger RNA. Its product is annotated as Melibiase family protein. Gene Ontology annotation, biological process: carbohydrate metabolic process. The coding region runs from base 1 to 1287 and encodes 428 amino acids. The record is from RefSeq and is a predicted model, not a curated record. Gene Ontology annotation, molecular function: hydrolase activity, hydrolyzing O-glycosyl compounds. The transcript is spliced from 9 exons. NCBI's taxonomy places the organism in Eukaryota, Viridiplantae, Chlorophyta, Trebouxiophyceae, Coccomyxaceae.
AUGAAGCGGGCCACGGUUGCAAUCGUGGUCUGCCUUGCAACCUUCAUUCCGACAAAGUACUGUUUGGACAAUGGACUCGCCCGCACGCCCCCUAUGGGUUACAAUACCUGGAAUGCAUUCCACGAGGAGAUCGAUGAGAAGAUGGUCAGAGAGUCUGCCGAGAUCCUGAUCAGUUCGGGGCUGGCAGCAGCAGGAUACAACUACUUCAACCUGGACGAUGGUUGGAACAUGAAGACCAGGGGAGUCGAGGGGCCCAUGGCUGUCAACUCGACGCGCUUCCCUUCUGGCAUACCUGCCCUGGCCGACUGGCUCCACAGCAAAGGGUUGAAGCUUGGGGUGUACAGCGAUGCUGGCAGCAUGACAUGCGCGCGUUUCGCAGCCAGCUUGGGGCAUGAAAAGGAGGACGCCAAGGUGUUUGCAGAGUGGGGUGUGGACUUCCUGAAGUACGACAACUGCUUUGCAACACCUAUGAGUGUCAGGGCGCGGUACGAGGCCAUGAGGGAUGCACUGAAUGCCACGGGGCGACCGAUGUUGUUCUCAAUGUGUGAGUGGGGCGUGUCUAGCCCUUGGGUGUAUGGCCACGAGGUUGGGCAUGCAUGGCGCACGACUAAAGACAUCAGCAUGGAGAUAGAGGCAACGUGGGCGGACGUUGUGGAGAAUCUGGAUGAGACGGCCGGCCUCGCGCGCUUCGCCGGGCCCGGGGGAUGGAAUGAUGCUGACAUGCUGGAGGCAACGCUGACAUACACGGAGCAGCGGUCGCACUUUGCGCUGUGGGCGCUCAUCAAAUCGCCGCUGCUCAUAGGAGCGGACCUCAGGAAGCUGAAGAAGGAGGAUCUGCUGCUGCUGAAAUCCAGGGAAAUAAUUGCUAUCAAUCAGGACCCCCUGGGAGUCGCGGGGGACCGCGUCUGGAAACAGGGCCCCUACGAAGUGUGGGCUGCGCCGUUGUUAGGGGGAGCUCGGGCAGUCGUGAUGUUCAAUCGCCACGUUGCGUCGGAGGAGAAAUUCGAGGAGCACAAUAUGACGCUGCACUGGAGCAUGAUCGGCUACCCAGUAGACAUGCAGGUGGUGGUGAGAGACCUGUACAAAGAGAGGGAUUUGGGGCGAUACACUGGGGAGCUGACGGAGCUGGUGGACGCGCACGGAGUGCUGGCUCUCAAGCUGUCACCAGUAAGGUGUGUCCCUGUUUUCUGCCCUUUGCCAGAGCCUGUUUGGGAAGUUUUCCAAACUGUCAGGACUGUCUUCAAGCGUCCCUGCCUUGCAUGUCGUGUAAUAUAUUGCCCCGCUUGA